AGAUAAGUGGAAAACCUGCUGUUGAAAUAAGUGAGAUUAUACAAGAACGAACCUGGACGUCCUACCGUCUGCAUUCAUUUACCUCUCACAAUUUAGUCCACGCCCCGCCCGUAUAUUAUUGUUGCGUAUAUAAAUACAAUGCUCAAAUCUGAAUACUACCUAUUCUCCGUCUCAAUCUGCAUCUUCUCUUUUCCCAGAUUCGACCAAUCUAUCGAUCAAUUCUAUAUAUCUAUACAUACACUUUUUUACUAGAGAGAGAGAGAGAGAGAGAGUUGAAGUAAAAAUGGAAAGUGGGUCGAAGAAGAAGAGUUCACAGAAGAGAGAAAGGGAUCUCUUUCAUGUAAUUCACAAAGUUCCUUGUGGUGAUGGGCCUUAUGUCCGAGCAAAACAUGCUCAGUUAGUUGAGAAGGAUCCAGAGGGAGCUAUAGUGUGGUUCUGGAAAGCAAUAAAUGCAGGAGAUAGAGUGGAGAGCGCCCUCAAAGAUAUGGCUGUGGUGAUGAAGCAACUCGACAGACCUCAAGAGGCAAUAGAGGCCAUCAAAUCCUUUCGACCCCUUUGCCCCAGAAAUUCCCAGGAAUCACUUGAUAACAUUCUCAUCGACUUGUACAAGAAAUGUGGAAAAGUUGAUGAGCAAAUAGCGCUUCUAAAACAUAAGCUCAAAUUGAUAUACUUAGGGGAGGCUUUCAACGGCAAGCCCACCAAAACUGCACGUUCUCAUGGGAAGAAGUUUCAGGUUUCUGUCAAACAAGAAACAUCAAGAAUUUUGGGAAACUUAGGUUGGGCAUACAUGCAGAAGUCCAACUUCCUGGCAGCAGAAGUUGUAUACCGCAAAGCUCAAAUGAUCGAUCCCGAUGCAAACAAGGCCUUAAACCUAUGCCACUGCCUCAUCAAACAAUCACGAUACGAUGAUGCAAACUUGGUUCUUCAAGAUGUGUUGCAAUACAAGCUCCCUGGUUCCCACGACUCCAAAUCAAGAAAUCGGGCCGAGGAGCUCUCGUUGGAACUCCAUAUCAAGCUGCCCAACAACCCCUCCUCGGCCCUCCCCGGCUUCGCCUUUGAAGAUGAUUUUGUGGAAGCACUCGAGCGUCUCAUGAAUGAAUGGGCGCCUCCUAGAUCCAAAAGGCUGCCAAUUUUUGAAGAGAUCUCCCAGUUUAGAGACCAGUUGGCUUGUUGAUUAAUUCUUCUAUAUAUGUUGCAUGCAAUGAUGUGUAUGAUAGCGGUUGGAGAUGGGAAUUGUGUUGAUAUCGAUGUAAACGAAUGUGUUUUUCAUUCUCAUUUUGUAAAUGUGUUUUAAUAAAAAUUGUGAAGUUCACCCCUCUUAAAUGGAAUAACAUCUUGAUUUUGGGCUA
Messenger RNA from Salvia miltiorrhiza (redroot sage), 1349 nucleotides. Its product is annotated as protein SULFUR DEFICIENCY-INDUCED 1-like. The transcript is spliced from 4 exons. Gene Ontology annotation, molecular function: protein binding. Lineage: Eukaryota; Viridiplantae; Streptophyta; Magnoliopsida; Lamiales; Lamiaceae. The record is from RefSeq and is a predicted model, not a curated record. Bases 284 to 1174 code for a protein of 296 amino acids.